AUGUCUUUUCGCUUCUCUGUGUUCGCUGUUUUGUGGCUGGACUGCGACUGUGGCAUUGGAACAGGAAGAUUAUUAAUAACCACAGAGAAGUGUCAUGUGUUUAAUUGUGGUUUCUUUUUGUUUGCAGCCUACUAUAAUAACAGCACAAAAGUGGCGGUAAAAACGCUGAAGCCGGGCACAAUGUCAGUGGAGGCUUUCUUAGAGGAGGCCAACCUGAUGAAAACCUUACAGCACGAAAGACUCGUGCGCCUCUAUGCUGUCGUCACCAAAACUGAGCCCAUCUACAUCAUCACUGAGUUCAUGGCAAAUGGAAGCUUAUUGGAUUUCUUGAAAAGUGCGUCUGGCUGCAAAGUACAGUUACCGAAGCUAAUAGAUUUUUCUGCACAGAUAGCUGAAGGUAUGGCCUACAUUGAGAAGAAGAAUUAUAUCCACCGAGACCUGAGAGCAGCUAAUGUGCUGGUUUCAGACAGCCUGUUGUGCAAAAUAGCUGAUUUUGGCCUGGCCAGAGUAAUUGAGGAUGACCAAUACACAGCCAGAGAAGGAGCAAAAUUUCCUAUCAAAUGGACGGCACCCGAGGCCAUCAACUACGGUUCUUUCACCAUCAAAUCAGAUAUGUGGUCCUUUGGGGUUCUCCUGUAUGAGAUUAUAACAUACGGGAAAAUUCCGUAUCCAGGUAUGAGUAACAGUGAAGUCAUGAGCUCUGUUCAGAGAGGUUACCGGAUGCCCCGUCCUGAAAACUGUCCCACUGAACUUUAUGAGAUCAUGACCACGUGCUGGAAGAGUAAACCAGACGACCGGCCCACGUUUGACUAUAUUCAGAGUGUACUAGAUGACUUCUACACAGCCACUGAGGGCCAGUACCAGCAGCAGCCAUGAGGAUGCAAAAUCAUAUUUUUGUACUGUUUCAGGAUGAUCAAAAGAUCUGUGAUUUAUCUAUGAAUCGAUGUACUAAUGUGUAACUAAUAAUGGGAUCAAUCUGCUUACUUAUGUGUAAGCAAGGUUCAGAUUUUCUAUUUCUGCUUCAAAUUGAAGUCUUAACAGCCUGUUUACUACUUUUGCUGUUCACAUUCAAAUUUCAAUGGCUGCAUUUCAAUUUGUAAAUAAUUUUAUGUUUCAAAGUACCCUACCAAAGUUUAAUUGUUAUUUUUACACAUUUUACACAGGGCUUUGCAAACUGGAGUCUGGGGGCUGCUAUAAGGUCUGCAAAUAAAUUCAGAGCAAAUAAAAUAUUUUACUUUUA
Messenger RNA from Sinocyclocheilus rhinocerous, 1240 nucleotides. Its product is annotated as tyrosine-protein kinase Lyn-like. Gene Ontology annotation, molecular function: protein tyrosine kinase activity; ATP binding. The transcript has 6 exons. Gene Ontology annotation, biological process: protein phosphorylation. The coding region runs from base 1 to 876 and encodes 291 amino acids. The record is from RefSeq and is a predicted model, not a curated record. NCBI's taxonomy places the organism in Eukaryota, Metazoa, Chordata, Actinopteri, Cypriniformes, Cyprinidae.